Closterium sp. Naga37s-1 is the source of this 385-nucleotide messenger RNA. The record is from the annotation of a GenBank genome assembly. NCBI's taxonomy places the organism in Eukaryota, Viridiplantae, Streptophyta, Zygnematophyceae, Desmidiales, Closteriaceae.
UUCGUCGGGUCACAGGAAGCAGAACGGAACGCGGAGGCGAUACAGGGGCGGGGAGUGGAGGAUCCGUGGACGCCUGAGAGCCACUACCGCUGGCUGCGGUCCCGCUACAACGGCUACCUCUCUGCCUCCGUGCGCUCCCUUUACGGCGUCGGCCCCUCCCGUUUCUUCUCCCAAGACUCGGGGUUGCAGGAGGAGGAGCAGCUGCAGGCAGAGAGGGAGCGCAUUGAUGCGAGGGGCAGGGAGGUGCAGGAGAGGGUGCGUGCCGUGCGGCUGGAGCAGCGCGCUCUUGAGGCCGAGGCCACACAGUGCGAGAGACAGCGGGAUGAGAUUGUGAACGAGUACCACAGGCAGAUGAAGCAACGCACCGACCUGCAGAGAGACAUUC